UAAAAACAAAAACCCAAGUGCCUAGGCUAGUCCAACACCGCAUCACUCACUCUCUCAAACACUCUUCUUCUUCAACUCAAACACCUCUCUCUCUCUCUCUCUCCGAUCCCUUCCAAAAUGGCCAAAGAUCCAGUUCGCGUCCUCGUCACUGGUGCUGCAGGGCAAAUUGGGUAUGCUCUUGUACCUAUGAUUGCUAGGGGAGUCAUGCUGGGUCCUGAUCAGCCUGUCAUUCUCCACAUGCUUGACAUUCCUCCAGCAGCAGAGUCAUUGAACGGGGUUAAAAUGGAGUUGGUCGAUGCUGCAUUCCCUCUUCUUAAAGGUGUUGUUGCUACAACUGAUGUGGUUGAGGCAUGCACUGGGGUCAAUAUUGCUGUGAUGGUUGGUGGAUUCCCAAGAAAAGAAGGUAUGGAGAGGAAAGAUGUGAUGACCAAAAAUGUCUCUAUUUACAAGUCCCAGGCUUCUGCCCUUGAAAAGCAUGCUGCUGCUAACUGCAAGGUUUUGGUUGUUGCUAAUCCAGCAAAUACCAAUGCAUUGAUCUUGAAGGAGUUUGCUCCAUCUAUUCCUGAGAGAAACAUCUCUUGUUUGACUAGACUGGAUCACAACAGGGCUCUAGGCCAAAUUUCUGAAAGACUAAGUGUUCCAGUUUCUGAUGUAAAGAAUGUCAUCAUCUGGGGUAACCACUCAUCAACUCAGUAUCCUGAUGUCAACCACGCAACUGUGAAAACCCCAGCUGGGGAGAAGCCUGUCCGUGAACUUGUUUCUGACGAUACCUGGUUGAAUGGGGAAUUCAUAACUACUGUUCAACAACGUGGUGCUGCAAUUAUUAAAGCUAGGAAGCUUUCAAGUGCACUAUCUGCUGCUAGUGGUGCUUGUGACCACAUCCGAGACUGGGUUCUUGGAACUCCUGAGGGCACCUGGGUUUCAAUGGGAGUAUACUCUGAUGGUUCUUACAAUGUACCAGCUGGACUGAUCUAUUCAUUCCCUGUGACCUGUGCCAAUGGAGAAUGGAAAAUAGUUCAAGGACUUUCAAUUGAUGAGUUUUCAAGGAAAAAGUUGGACUUAACAGCAGAAGAGCUUACCGAGGAAAAGGCUUUGGCUUACUCAUGCCUCUCUUAGAUUGCUUGGUUUUGUCUACUGCCAUUUGCUGGUUCCCACCUUUUCUCUGCAGAAGUAGCUUCAAUUUUGAAUAAUGCUCCUUCUAGUUUUAAAGGAACUAUCAGUUUUGAGUCUGCUUUGAUUCAGAACAACUUGUAUUUCAACAUCUAAUCCUCUUGGGAUGAUAUUUGAGCUCACGAAUUUUAGUCGUGAUUACAUAAUUGUGGGCCACAUACUAAAUUGGAUUAGGACUAAUUUUACAUGCAUUGAUGCCCGUUCUUCAGGGCUUGAACUCUGUUUGUGGUGGCUAUACAGGAAUUUGGAUGUUUGUGGGAAUGAUGCACAAGCGUGCAUACAUUGUGAUUGAGUAUUAUGCAUUUGAAUAAGGUCAUCAUUAAUGCUUUUUAA
Messenger RNA from Lotus japonicus, 1503 nucleotides. RefSeq names its product malate dehydrogenase, cytoplasmic. The transcript has 7 exons. The record is from RefSeq and is a predicted model, not a curated record. Gene Ontology annotation, molecular function: L-malate dehydrogenase (NAD+) activity. The coding region runs from base 118 to 1116 and encodes 332 amino acids. Gene Ontology annotation, biological process: tricarboxylic acid cycle; oxaloacetate metabolic process; malate metabolic process. NCBI's taxonomy places the organism in Eukaryota, Viridiplantae, Streptophyta, Magnoliopsida, Fabales, Fabaceae.